AUGGAGAAACAAGACACUGCAGAGCGUAUUGAAGAUGUCUCUAAUCCGGAAGCUGCUUCCAUCGGAGAGGACCAGCCACAAGAUGCUCGAAUGAGCCCCCAAGCCUACCUGGCGCUCGCUGCCGUCUCCUCACAAUACGUCGCAUACAUCUUGACGCUGCUCAUGCCCAGCACGAUCGUGAGCUACAUCAACGCCGACCUUGGACCAGACCCGAACUACACAUGGAUCAACGUCUCCUGGAACCUCGCAGCAAGUGUCAUGGUGACACUAGGCGGCCGGCUUUCGGAUAUCUUCGGUCGUCGCUACUUCAUGAUCACCGGAGCUUGCAUAGCUUUGAUCGGAGCUGUCGUCGGCGCGACAGGCAAGAGUAUCAACCAGAUGAUUGCGAGUGGAGCUCUGUUUGGUAUUGGAGGUGGACUUCAAGAAAUGGCAUUCGCAUGCGUCCAAGAAAUCGUGCCAAAUCAAUAUCGUAUUCUUGCGAUUGGAAUUUUCGAAUCGACCGGUUUGCUGGCUUUCGUGAGCCCUAUGAUCGCGUAUACGAUGAUCGCCCGCACCGCGCUUGGUUGGAGGACAGUAUAUUGGUUUUUGUUCUCGUUCGAAGCUUGUGGACUCCUGCUUGUACUCUUCUGCUACAAGCCUCCGACAUUCCACACGAAGCAUCGAGCCGACGGAAAGAGCAGGAUGCAACUCGUCAAGGAAAUGGACUUCGUUGGCUUCUUGCUGUUCGCGUCCGGCGCCGUACUUUUCUUGAUCGGAGUCAAUUAUGGCGGAAGACAAUAUGCCUGGUCCAGUGCACCUGUGACUAGUACCAUUGUUGUCGGAGCUGGAUUGCUGGUUGCUCUUGGGUUUUGGGAAGCUUAUGCGAAUUUGAAAUAUCCGAUGUUGCCUCCUGUGCUCUUCAGAAACGUUCGAGGCUUCACUAUGAUUCUCGUUAUCUGCUUUGUAGGAGGUAUGCUUUAUUACAGCAUGAACGUACUCUGGCCUCGCCAAUCUGGACUCCUUUUCGUGCCCAGCAACCAACCGAUCAUCGCAGGGGUUUAUGCGAACAUGGUCUCAUUCGGUACUAUACUGGCCGGCCUUGUUGUCAUAUUCUUCUGUCAUAAGGUCGGACACGAGCGGUGGCAGCUGGUCGGGUUUAUGGCCGUACAAACUGCUUUGAUUGGAUCCCUUUCGACAAUCGGUGUCAACGACAGAGUUCAAGCGAUUGUCACAAUCAUUGUCCUCGCCACAACUAUUACCCCUCCGCAGCUCUUAUCAUUUGUUAUGAUCGCUGCGGGGCUGGACGACCAAGUCGACAUCGGCGUUGCGAAUGGACUUGCCUCGACAUUUCGUCUCAUGGGAGGCGCUGUUGCUACCGCGAUCUAUUCUGCCAUUCUGUCAAAUCGUUUUGCGCAGCAAUUGCCGGCCGAAAUCGGAUCCGUAGUUCAGGAGUACCAGAUUCCACGUCGUCUUGUCCCUGAGUUACUACAGGCUGGCACCACGAACUCUGCGGCGGGCUGGAAAGCACUUUCCGAAAUUUCAGGAAUAAGUGCAGCAAUCAUCGAGGACCUACAGAUGGCUGUGAAGUUGGCAUACGUACAGGCCUUCCGACUAGUGUACUUGGUCGCUAUAGCAUUUGGUAUCCUUGCUGUGGUAUGUGCCGGGUUCACAACAACGAUACCUCCGGAGAAGAAGUUGAUGCAGCGGGCUGUUCGGAUGGAGAACGAGAGCCGGUCGGAGGCUGUGGAAAAGGUGUAG
Molecule: messenger RNA, 1737 nt
Organism: Pseudocercospora fijiensis CIRAD86
Lineage: Eukaryota; Fungi; Ascomycota; Dothideomycetes; Mycosphaerellales; Mycosphaerellaceae
Exons: 5
Coding region: 1-1737 (578 amino acids)
Biological process (GO): transmembrane transport
Cellular component (GO): membrane
Molecular function (GO): transmembrane transporter activity
Source: RefSeq, a predicted model, not a curated record